This is a messenger RNA of Arabis nemorensis, 1857 nucleotides long. Lineage: Eukaryota; Viridiplantae; Streptophyta; Magnoliopsida; Brassicales; Brassicaceae. The record is from the annotation of a GenBank genome assembly.
AUGACAAAGUUGGAAAUCGAAGAGAAACCUAAGAUAUUCGAAGAAGAGAACAUCAAACCUAAGCGUCGUCGUCGGGAGAUUAGCUCCGAUCUUGUCUUAGAGAAACAGUACAAAAGAACUCUACUUUGCGUAGCGAAACCGUCUUACCUUUUGUCUAUUGGUUCAACAUCACACCGAAUCGAGUAUAUCAACGAGUUACCAAAGAUCCUUCGUGAGUUACUUCGACAGAGAAAUUGGAAUGAUGCAAGUCGUGUACUUAGUGUUCUUAUGCAAGGAACUAUGAGAGAUUGUUCUCCAAUGAUGAACAGGCUUAAAUACGAGGCUCAAAUACAGAUCGUGAGCCACUUGCAACCUAACAGAAACAAAGCUGAUGAGAUUGGGAAGAUAUAUGAUACUUGGAUUGGGAAGAUUGGUAAACAACAUAAAGAGGAGAGGCUCUUGGUUUGGUUCGAACAGAUUUGUCAUUUUAUCGAGCAUGGGAUGAAUGGUGAUGCUUAUAGUGCUGUUAUAAGCAUGAUGCAGAAUCGUGAUUUUGGAAUGCUUCCACGGUCCAAUCUAUAUAUAGGAAUCACGUUCUACAAGUUGUGGUGUUCUAAAUUCUCGAAGGAGUUACAGCCUGAAGAUGAGGACUGCGGAGAAAGCAUAUCCAAUAUGCCGGAAUCGAGAUCUGAUAAUCUGGUUGAGUAUUCAGUCAGGGACGAGUCGGUGUACUCUGUGGAGUCGGAGGGUUCUGUUAGAAACGAGUCAGAGUCUUCUGUCAUGAAUUGUAAAAGAGUUUCUCAUAUGUCCAUCAGUGACUCGGGGUCGGGGAUGGUUAUGAAGAAGGUAAAGCUGGAGAGUUCUCAGCAUUAUAACAAUCCACCACGACUCUAUGCCAGCUCUGAAGAAAACGAAGUGUCUUUGGAAAAUGGAGUUGCUCGUACAUUUGAUCCCGCUCUUGUUAAAAUUCUUGGCGACAUGGAUCCAUGGUUGCUUCCUUUGAAACCACCAGAAGAUCCUGAUUGCUAUGUAAAGAUGGUCAAUGAUUCUUAUUAUAAAGAAGCAGUGAGAUAUAUGCGGCUUACUCUCCAGUCUCCUAGUUAUGUAUCUUUAGCUUCAUUACAUCCACUUAUACAGCUUCUGUUAAUUGGAGGAAAUGUAGAUGAAGCAAUGAAAGUGGUCGAGGAGAUGUGCGACAAAGUACAUGACAUAAAACCUUUCAGGAUUAAGGCCCUUAUGAUGGAGAGGUUUCAUCCUAACAGCGACAUGCUCGCAAAAUCCUAUGAAGAUAUCUUAAUGAUUGAUCCUACUUGUGUAACUACCCUAAAGAAGCUUAUUGAAAUGUCAAAAGAAGAUGGGUAUAGCAGAGAGUCGCUAAUCGAAAUGAUAGCAUUGCAUGUAGAAGCUUCUUUUCCCGACCCCGAAAUCUGGGAAGAGUUUGCCUCUUGCUUCAUUUACUUCUUUGAGAAUCUUGAUGAAGACCGAAUGUCGGUAUGCCUCAACGGAGAUGGAGAAGAAGAGAAUCAACAACAAACAUAUUCUGUUCGAUACAACCCGACACCUAAAAUGUUCACCAAUUCAUCAUGGACCCUUCGAGCUAAAUGGUGGCUAAACCGUCAUUUCUCCCCGGAAAUGCUCGAGACAGAAAUAAAAAAGACCGAAAACGGAGAUUUCGAGACGAUGAAGAUGAUGAGUUACAAAGCAGCAUGUGCGAGUCAUAUUUAUGGACGAGAGUUUGGUUACGUUACAAAAGUGUAUGAUCAGUUGGAGAAUAAUAGUGACUACAGAGAUUUAUUCAACUUCUUGCAAGAACACAGACAAAAUUGGAACAUGAUUUACAAUUUAGAUUACUUUACAAAGAUACUAGAAUAUUACUAA